AGCCGAAGAACGAGGCCCGAGGCCCCGCCCGCCCGGCCGCAGCGCAGCCGUCACGAUGGACGACCCGUGCGUGUCUCCGACCCGGCCCGCGGCCAGCUCCCGGCAGCCGCCGCCGAUUCCCGCGGUGAGCGCCCGCGCGGGGGGCCCGCUGCAGGCGGCCGUGGCGGAGCACCUCUUGCAGCUGGGGCGCUUGCUCCGCGAGGUGGAUGCCGAGACCGGCGCCCUCGCGGAGCGCCUCGCCGGCGCGGUCGCGGUGAGCACCGCGGCGCUGUCGGCGGCCGGCCCUGGGGCGGCCGCGGUCCCGCUGGCGGGAGGGGACUUCGGCCGCCGCCAGGGCGUGCGGAGGUGCCCGGAGAGCCUCCAGGGGCCGCACGUGUCUCCGGUCCCGAGCAGCGCCAGCAGCUCCCACGGGGCCGGCCUGUUGCCCCGGUACCUGCUGCCGAGGACGCGGAGCAACACGUCCCUGCCAGACGCGGCUCAGCACAACAGUGGGGACAGCACGGUGAGCUCCCAGAGUGUGCAGGCCCCCGUCGGCGUCGGCUUCAGGACGGCGUCCCUCGAGGGCUUCCACGGCAGCGUCCUCUCGGUGCCCUCGGGCGAUUACUCGGCCAGCCAGUCGAUCACCGAGGACGCCAACACCGCAGACAUCGUGGACGUGCUGGCGCGUGGCGGGCCCAGGACCGUGUCCUCGGAGCGGCUCGGCAGGUGGACCCUGGGAGGCAGUCGGACCUUCCAGGUCCUGCAGAGUCCCUGGCUUGAGGCGUUCUGGGCGUGCCUGAUAGUCCUCAACACGAUCGUCAUGAUCACGCAGGAGGAGUACAUGGGCGCCAAGGCGGGGCAUGGCCUCGGCUACUACACGCGCUACGGGUCGCCCGAGUACAACAGGGCCUACUGGCCCGGCGCCGAGAGCGCGUUCCUGGUACUCGAGUCGACCUUCGCCGUGCUGUUCACCGUGGAGGUGUUCCUGAGCAUGCUGAGCAAGGGGCUGCGGUUCUGCAAGGACCCGUGGGAGCUGCUGGACUUCACCGUCGUGGUGUGCUCCGAUCUGUCGGUGCUCUUCGUGCUCCUGUCGGCGGACGACAGCUUGUCCGAGGGGCCCGUCAAUGUCUCGAUGUUCCGAUUACUUCGUCUCGCUAAAUUGGUGCGGCUGGUGAAACUGCUCAGAAAGAUCGAAGGAUUUGACGCCUUGCACCUGAUGUCGACGGCCCUAAAGAGCAGCCUCGCUGCGCUAGGGUGGUCUUUCGUUCUCAUUGUGCUCUUGCAGACGUUCUUUGCACUAGUCAUGACGUCUGUGAUCAGAGUGUAUUCCUUAAACGACAGCAAUACCGAAUUGAGCCAAGAGGUCAAGCUUACGGCCUUUUUAUAUUUCGGCACAUUCGUGCGGUCGUUUUUCACUCUAUUUGAGGUCGCGCUCGCGAACUACCCGACCGUCGCCCGGUUCAUGGUCGAGGAGAUUGGCGAAGGGUGGUUGAUCCCCAUUGUCCUAUACAAGUUUGCCAUAGGCGUUGCCGUCAUGGGUGUUUUGAAUGGCGUCUUUAUCCAGGAGACUUUCAAGGUGGCUAGCAACGACGACACCAUCAUGGUCAGGACGAAGCGGAAAGCGGCCAACCUUCACAGAGACAAGAUGACAAGGCUUUUCAAGUACGCCGACAGACAGGGCGUCGGCAAAAUCGGCUUGCGCGAAUUCCGCCACGUCUUGAAGCAUCCCUCCAUCCAGAUGUGGCUCGCGUCCAUGGAUCUAGACUGCACCGACGCGGACCAGCUAUUCGCCCUGAUCGCCACAGGCGAGUUCAUCACUGUCGAGGAACUCAUCGACGGCAUCUUCCGGCUGAAGGGCUCGGCCCGCAGCAUCGACCUGAAGGUGUUGCUGCAGAGGCUGGGCACGCCUCUCUGCACGGAUGCACUGAAAGCGUCGCCCGACGACCUGCAGACGCCCACGUGUCGCGGCCUCAAGGGAGACCAGAGGGGCCGUCGGCUGUCGGCUGCCACACCGACGUCCAGCUUGGAGCCGGAAUGAGCUGCUCGCGAUCCUGUCUGCUGAUCAGCGCCUGCCCGGCGAGAUGCCCGUGCGGGAAGAAGCCCUCGACGCCGGCGCUGUGCACGGAGGGUUGCGGCCUCCUGCGGGACCCAGAUCUGGCCGAAACCCGCGCGCCGCUCCCCCGAAGGCAGGCCGCAGCAUUCCACGCACAUCUCGGGGGGGGGGGGCGGGCCUGGCAUUAAGUCGGGCGUGUGCCUCUACAGGAGUAUCUUUGUAAUUGUUUGUAAAUUUGUCCUCCAACAUCUCCCUGUAGGGUGACAGGCCCGACCUGACCCUGGCAGGGGGCCUCCUGCCAGGGCGCUGAGGUGAGGUCUCGGGUCUCGCUGGCCCUCGGGCCUUCACAACAAGGCUGCUCCUCUGUCGCGCAGCUCUUAGCAGGAGGAGGACCAUUCCGCCCGCAGCAAAGUGUUGCGGGGAUGCUGCCAAGACGCGCUAGAGUUUCAUGGCCCGCCUCCGCGCCGCUGCGAGCGCCGCCGUGAGUGUUUUUUCACCUGACCGCCCUGGCUGCGGGCUUCCCCGGCGCUGCUGCACCGCCUCGCUGCGGGUGCGCCGGGCUCUUCCCACCGGUCCUCUUCCGAUCUCUGCUUAGGACCCUCGGAUGCGGCGCUCCAGAACAGGCCUGGCCUUCCAGAUUUAGGAUCAGAAUGGAGGUGUCCUCUCUUCCUCGGUGGGCGGUGGUGG
Prorocentrum cordatum is the source of this 2719-nucleotide messenger RNA. The record is from the annotation of a GenBank genome assembly. NCBI's taxonomy places the organism in Eukaryota, Dinophyceae, Prorocentrales, Prorocentraceae.